AUGAAUGUGUUUAACCCCCUUUAUCAAGAACUGUUAAAGAGAUAUGGCGCUGACCUUUGGGGGGCCCCAGAGAUUAAAUCCGCACCACCAGGGCUGAAGAAGAUCCUGAGGCAUUGCCAGGUGAUGGAGGCCAUGGCCAGCUCUUCAGAACCCUACCCAGUAUCCUUACACCAGGCUAUAGAGCUCAUGGUGGAGCCUCUGGGCCCAGAGUACACCAGCCUCCCUGAGGGAUUAAGGUUUAUUGCUGGGUUUUCAAAGAUGGCUAGCCCAAUGAAUCGGCUGGUGACCAAACUUCUUCCAUCUGGUAGGAAGGGUAAAACCCCCAAGAAGCCUGUUGCUGGGUUCUGGGAUACGGAGUACUUUCAGAAACCAUUUACAUUGGACGUAGAUGCAAGCCAUGGGGGUUUGGGCGCAGUCCUGUCUCAAGAGCAUGAGGAUGGGGACGGGGAGGUUGAGCAGUUGGUGUUACCUCAGUGUUUACAGGAGCAGGUUCUUCGCCGUCUACAUGAUGAGCACGGGCAUCAAGGGGUAGAACGAACUUUCCAGUUGGUUCGCGCUAGAUGUUACUGGCCAAAUAUGUACAGUGAUGUAGAGAAUUGGUGUAGGAGCUGUGAGCGGUGUGUACUUUCAAAGGCCCUCCAACCUAAGGUGAAGACCUAUAUGGGCUCAGUCAAAGCAUCUCGGCCACAUGAAGUUUUGGCCAUAGAUUUUACUGUAUUGGAGCCUUCCACGGAUGGGAAAGAAAAUGUUUUGGUUAUGACCGAUGUUUUUUCAAAAUUUACUCAAACCGUGGCAACUAAAGAUCAGAGAGCAAGCACAGUUGCUGAGGUUUUGGUAAAACAUUGGUUUCAGCCAUUUGGCCCUCCGGGUCGUAUUCACUCAGAUCAGGGCAGAAGUUUUGAAAGUAGUCUUGUCCAGCAGCUCUGUAAAAUGUAUAAUAUUGAGAAGAGCCGCACAACUCCUUAUCACCCCCAAGGUAAUGGCCAGUGUGAGCGGUUUAACCGCACACUACAUGACCUAUUGCGAACCCUUUCUCCUGAGCAAAAGCGUAGGUGGCCUCGUCAUUUAUCUCAGGUAACUUAUGCCUAUAACACCACAGUGCACCAGUCCACUGGCAGGACCCCAUAUUUUUUAAUGUUUGGCAGGGAUCCGAAGUUGCCUGUAGAUUUUUUAGUGAGAGAGGAACCUGAGUCGGAUAUCCCCCUCGAAGAGUGGGUGGAGGAACACCAAAAGUCAUUAUCAUCCGCUUAUGAGUCUGUGCAGAAGAGACUGGAGAGUAAAAGAGCAGAGAAGAGGCAGAGGGAACAGGGCCAGGCUAUGGCAUCAGAGUUUGAGGAGGGCGACCUGGUUUUUACCAGGAAUCAUUCAGUCAGAGGGAGGAACAAAAUUCAGGAUUUUUGGGAUUCUACCCUUUACCAAGUAGUUCGGCCUCCACCUGCAACGGGUGUAGUUUACUCUGUAGCCCCUGUGGGCCAGGAGGGCCCUCUGCGCCAGUUACACAGAACAGAGCUUAGGGGUGUGCCCAAGAGUAGGGAGGAUAACACUCCUCCCAGUGUCUGUACAGAAAGGGAACAGAACGAGUUAAGUGAGGACGAUGCUGUUCAUGUUUCUGAGGUAGUAGAUUCUGUACCAGGGUUGCUUAAUGAUGUAAAUGGUUCACUUCUAAGUGACAAGGUGUCUGAUGUUGAACAGCUUCCAGGUCCGGGUCCCAAGGAAACUGACACCCCCAUGGUCUCUGGACUUCGGAGAUCGCCUCUAUUGGGGACGGCUUACACCAAUGCCUUCACCCUCCUCUUCAUCAACAGGACCUUUGAAAUGCGUUUGUCCGUUGUCUUUGUGAGAAAAGAUGGUCGCUGUUUCUGGAGAAGGACCAACCUGAUGUCAACAGCUGAGUCUGUGGGCUUCUGUUUGUUUAUCAUCAACAUAGCAUGGAGCGGCUGGGGCCCCGGGGCCCCACAGGGUUCUGCUCGGACCCAUGAAGGAAUCAACCUGCUCUUUCCCCCGGGCCUGGCAUCAUGA
This is a messenger RNA of Cyprinodon tularosa, 2019 nucleotides long. RefSeq lists its product as uncharacterized. Bases 1 to 2019 code for a protein of 672 amino acids. Gene Ontology annotation, molecular function: nucleic acid binding. NCBI's taxonomy places the organism in Eukaryota, Metazoa, Chordata, Actinopteri, Cyprinodontiformes, Cyprinodontidae. The record is from RefSeq and is a predicted model, not a curated record. The transcript is spliced from 7 exons. Gene Ontology annotation, biological process: DNA integration.